CUGAGACAGUGGCGUAGUGAGUGGCGGUUUGCCAUAGUGUUCACAGUUAUAUUACUUCAGUUAGCCUGCUAUUAAAUAAUGUCCUAUGUCCCUAAACAUUGGAAUACGUGGUGAUAAUGUCCAGCUUGUGAAUUAUUGUGUUUUAACUCGUACGAUUGGUUUGCAAGGCUAGUCGAUUUGGAAUAGAAUCUGUACCAGCCUCCGUACAUAAACUUCCAAAAUGGCGGAUCUGGAAGCAGUAUUGGCCGAUGUGAGCUAUCUAAUGGCAAUGGAGAAGAGUAAAUCGACUCCUGCCGCCAGAGCCAGCAAAAAAAUAGUAUUACCAGAUCCAAGCGUGAGGAGUGUUAUGCACAAGCAUUUAACUAAAAAUCACGAAGUCACAUUUGACAAGAUAUUUAAUCAGAAAAUAGGAUUUCUGCUAUUUAAGGAUUUUUGUAAUACUGUAUUAGAAGAACAAGUUCCUCAGCUCAAAUUCUAUGAAGAGAUUAAAAAAUUUGAAAAGUUAGAAACAGAUGAAGAAAGAAUAAAGACAGGGAAGGAGAUAUAUGAUCAAAACAUAAUGAAGGAAUUACUGUCUCAAUCACAUACCUAUACAAAAGAAGCCGUAAAUCAUGUACAAGAGGCUCUAACACAAGCCCAAAAAACACGAUCAUUAGAUCCUGGUAUUUUUGAGCCAUACAUAGAAGAAAUAUGUAACACAUUAAGAGGCUAUAUAUUUGAACAGUUCCUAGACAGUGAGAAAUAUACCAGGUUUUGUCAAUGGAAAAAUUUAGAAUUAAAUAUUAAUUUAACAAUGAAUGACUUCAGUGUACAUAGAAUAAUUGGUCGAGGUGGGUUUGGUGAAGUAUACGGGUGUCGAAAAGCAGAUACAGGAAAAAUGUAUGCAAUGAAAUGCUUAGAUAAAAAACGUAUUAAAAUGAAAAGUGGUGAAACAUUAGCUCUUAAUGAAAGGAUAAUGUUGUCUCUAGUCAGUACAGGGGAGGGGAGUCCAUUUAUUGUGUGUAUGACAUAUGCAUUUCAAACUCCAGAAAAAUUAUGUUUUAUUCUUGAUCUAAUGAAUGGAGGAGACUUACACUAUCAUCUUUCUCAACAUGGUGUGUUCUCGGAGAACGAAGUUAGAUUUUAUGGUGCAGAAGUUAUGUUAGGAUUAGAACACAUGCACAGUCGCUUUGUUGUUUAUAGAGAUCUCAAGCCUGCCAAUAUUUUAUUAGAUGAGAAUGGACAUGUUAGGAUAUCAGAUCUUGGUUUAGCCUGUGAUUUCUCUAAGAAAAAGCCCCAUGCUAGCGUUGGUACUCAUGGUUAUAUGGCACCAGAAGUCCUACAAAAAGGACAAUGUUAUGAUUCUAGUGCAGACUGGUUUUCAUUUGGUUGUAUGCUUUAUAAACUAUUAAAAGGACACAGUCCUUUUAGGCAGCAUAAAACUAAAGAUAAAUAUGAAAUAGAUAAAAUGACUUUGACUAUGAAUGUAGAAUUGCCAGAUUCAAUGACACCCGAAAUGAAGAGUUUAUUAGAGGGUUUAUUAAAGAGAGAUGUUGAAGAAAGACUUGGGUGUAAGGGUAGAGGGGCACAAGAGGUGAAGGAACAUGCAUUUUUCGUAGGUAUUGAUUGGACACAAGCAUAUCUACAGAAAUAUCCACCUCCUCUCAUACCUCCUAAAGGGGAGGUAAACGCUGCUGAUGCUUUUGAUAUUGGUUCAUUUGAUGAAGAGGACACCAAGGGUAUCAAGUUAACUGAAGCUGACCAAGAAUUGUACAAGAAUUUUCCAUUGCUUGUGUCUGAACGCUGGCAACAAGAAGUAGCAGAAACAGUAUUUGAUGCUAUAAAUAGUGAUACUGAUAAAAUAGAACAAAAACGUAAACAAAAACCAAAAAUAGAUGAUCAAGAUGCAGGGCCAACUGAUUGUAUAGUUGAGGGAGAAGUAAUGAAGUUAGGUGGGCCCUUUCUACAAACAUGGCAGAAGAAACACCUGAAAUUAUAUCCUAAUCGUUUAGAAUUCUACCAUAAGAAUCGUGAUGGACAGAUAGUGAGAAGCAAAGGUGUUGAGUUGAUAUCUAUGCUGGAUAUAAAAGAAGUCUAUAAUGAUUUCCAGAAACUAAAUAAAACAGAAAGUUGUAUAGUACUAGUAUUGAAAACAGAAGCUAAAAUCGCUAUUACCUCACCAGAUAGAGUGCUGAUUACACAGUGGAAAGAUGAAAUUAUUAGCGCUUUUAAAAUAUCUGCUCAAAUAAUGGCUAAUAUGAACAAGAAAGCCAGUAAACUAUAUGGCUCUGAUCUUACUAAUAGUCCAAGUAAUGAAAACUUAAAAUCUCCUUUAGAACACCGAAACAGUAACGGUGGAAGUUAAUAUGUUAGUCUUAGAAUUAUCACGGUUUUUUUCAUUUUAAAAACAUACAUAACAUGGAUAUGGGAUUGACAAUACAAGUAAAUGCUAUAAAGAAUGGAUUAAUUUCUACAUGCAGAACUUCGACAACCCUGUUCCAUGUAAUUCCAUAUUUUUGAUUAAUAACAAAUAAUAUAGUGAACUUCAUAUUUUAAGUAUUGAACGUCCAGUGAUCAUGUUCAAUAAUAAUAAAGACACAAGCAUUCUCAUAAUGUGAUGAACUGGAAAAACAGAUCUAGAGAAUUAUAUGAAUCUAUAUGAAUAUAUAUAAAUGUGUGUACAGUGAUCUAAGUCUGGUGUAGAAUAGAUUAUCCAGAAAAUACAAUCAACACGAACAAUGCAGUGGCAUCUCACUAAUGCUCAAGGGAGAUAACCGUGUGAGUGGUGUGGUAUUGGAAGGAUAAAAAAACUUAUUACAUCAAACUGAUUUCUUAAAACUAUUUAUUUUAGAUCUCUCCAACUUUUUAUGUGUGAGCUCAGUGUACGUACAUGUGAAGGUCGUAUACAUGUGAUGUGUUUUAUUUUACGUUACUUGACAUCAAAUCUGUGUCGCCUGUGCAUGUCAUGUUAAUACCAUGACAACAUAUAAUUUAUUAUUAUUAUGGGAUGCAUUAAACAGUCUUUCAUCUGUUCCUGUGACUUGGUGCAGAGUCUGUGAACAAUGAACAAAAAGAAAAAAAAGGUUAGAAAACAUCAAGAACAUCAAAGACAGCUUCAUGACAACAAAAAUCACUUCUGUGCAAGUAUCUGUCACCAUGACAGCCCAUAAGAACAAAACCAUGACGACAGAAUAAUGUGAUAAAGAUGACUCCAUCACUCCGAUGUAUCCUAGCGACAGAAAAAGGUUGCUAUAGAGAAUGUGCACAUGUAUUAGCUAUGUCACCUAUUCUAUAAUAGCCUGUAUAUGCUAGUAUUGUCAUAUUACUCUGUGUUCGAAAGGUUAAAUAUUUUGUUUCUUAUUUAUUCUCUCUAUAUAGGCUGGCCCUGUAAUACAGUAUGUCUUAUUUUAUGAGUCACAUAUUAAAAUAAUUCACUUCCUGUGGAUGUAUAUGUAUAUAUUAUAUUUUAUGCUAUAUCAGUGAAUACACAUGGUAACACUCCCGUGUUAUGUUUUGAACAAUGGCUAUAAGCAGCUAGUCCGUUUAAUUAAUAGAAUCCUAAGGAAGAGCAAGUGUUGCUUUCUGAACUUCAAAGUAAAAUAUGAUACAAGUAUUUGAAAGCCUACUUUUCAUUUCCACUUGGUAAACAUAUAGAACUAUUCAGUUAAUUUGUAAAUUAAUAUCAAUUAACUCAACUAAAUGCUUUGAGUUAUGUUAAGUCAGUACCCUAUGAUAGAAUUAUGCCAUUUCAGGAGUCUGUUAAGAAAUACUGUCCAUAAUGGUGAUUUUUUUUUUAGAUUUUUAUUGACAAUUUUGAUAUUUUUGGAAGACUUGGUAUCUUUAUACAAAGAAGAAUCUCAAUCUCAUUGUGAAUAGCUUUCAAGUAUACCGUAAUAUUCUUUCUGUCCUCCAAACGUCUAAAUCCUCAUAGACUCUGGCAUGUUGUGUAAAUACACGUUACUAGGAAUUUCUGUAAUUCUUUUGUCAAUGUAAGAAAGUGGGUUAAGAUUUGAUAGAUACAGACAUAAAUACAUAUGUAGAUACAUCUAAAUCCUUAUGUAUCCAGCUGGUUAUUUAUGAACACUGCCGACUGUAAAAAUUUUUUAUUAAAAACAUGCUUCAAUUAAUAUUAACACUGCCUAGACAACUCCUAUAAUCUUACUCAUUUAAUAUCAUACCUAUUAUAUUAUGUUCAAUUUCAUCUGGGAUCUCUAUAUGUUAGUCCCAGAUUUUACACAAGUUUAACAUUUAUGUUUUUGUUCAAUGACAACUGAUUUUGUUGACAGAACUUGUCCUUAUCAACACGUGUAUGUAUUUUUGAAAUAUUGUAUUAGAUAUUAUAUCAGUACCUGUAUAUCCACUCUGUAUAUAUACGUUUUAAUUGUUAUUUCAAAAUUAUCAUUAACUUGAUAUUGGAAUUCAAAUAUAUCUACAUUCUCUAAAAAUGUUUACUCAGAAUGGUUCAAGUAUCUUAUUAUAAUAUGUCUCAAAAUAUUGAAGUUCACAGAUUGUCAAGUUGUAGAGAUGGAUUUUACUUUUACUUCAGUUUGCCCUGUUGUGUUGUCCUUUAUUAAUACAAUCAUACAGUUCUAUUCAUGUUCAAUAGAAAGAGUCCAAAUUCUGAAUACUACAGCUAGACAGUCAAGAUUUGAAGUGAUAAAUUUGAUAGUGAUGUGUAAGUGAGAGAUAAACUGAGGUCAGAAUCUAUAACAUGUAUAAUAUGAAAUAGAUAAACUAGAUAUUUUUUAAAUUUAAUGGAGAUGAUAUACUUGUGCACUAGAGAGAAUAACUGUGGAGAAAUUUGAUUAAGGGGAGAUAACCUACAUAUGGACUAUUAUUAAUGUAGUAUUUUAUCUUGCAAUAUUUUACCCAAAACAGACUGUAAUCAAACACCAACCAACUUACAAUUUAGCCACACCAAUGUUGAUGAAACUUGUCAAGAUUCUUUGAGACAUCUGUAUUUUAUUCAUAAAGAACAUUCUUAAUAGAAUUGUAAUCAACAGUUUGUUACUUUCACUAGUGUUAUAUGAUUUCAUUGAAAUGAGAUACUAUGAACUUACAUACGUCACAAGCUUUGGGUCAUGGUUUUCAGUUUUUGCGCCCCUCGAGUUUUUGUGCCCCCUCGUAAAUGGCAAAAAAAAAAUCAUGCGGUUUUCAAGACUAUAAUCAUAAUGCUCAACCAGUGUCAAACAUAUAACAUGGGUCAGAUAUGCUAGUAAUUGACUCUAACAUGUUCCACACAGCCCAAUAUUACUCAGUGGCACUGGGAGGGCCCCCCCACACACACACACACACACACACACAUACACAUACAAACAUACAAAUAUUGUUUUUGUUGGGCCCGGACGGAAUCUUGUUCCUCAUGCAAAAUCAUGGAUCACCAUGCCCCUGAUACAUGUAGAUAUAUAUUAAAUAACAUAUAUUGUAUAACAAAUAAAUGCACAGUAAGGUCUGUAUGCAUUUGUGUUAUCAAUAUGAAUGGCAUGCUAUGUGAUGUAUCAAACCAUGGACCCUAUUUAAGGUCAGUGGUCAAACUCAAUACAAAAAACAGUUAAUAAUGACUAAUUUGUGUAGAAAUUCUCAUAAAUAAGCUAAAUAUUUUUGUGUGAUAUGAAUUGGCACAAGGUUUAAACUUUUAAGAAGUGGCAUCACUUUUUCAAUGAAUUGGCAGACAUAUUUUUUCACUGUGUGUAGUUUGUACUAUAUUGAUUCAGAGCUUUGAUUGGCUCUUACUAUUGUGUGACUAUGGAUAAUAAACAAACAAGGUGUCUGUGAAUUAUAUUUAUUUUUAUUUAUUGUACGAGAGAGGUAAAAGUCUAUUUUUGAAAUUAAACCAGAGCUUUACGAAAAUAAGAAAUAGAAAGGUUUUGCCAUAUUAGUGAAUUCUUUCACUUCUAGUCAUUAAAACAAAUAAUAUCUUUUGAAUUCAGAAUUUAUAUAUCUUGGCAAAUAGACCACUUCAUUUGUCUAAUACCCGUCCCACAAAGUUCUAAAUUGUUCAUAAUAAUCAAUUGUAAUUUGAAGUAUGACAAUUUGAAGUUUACAUUGAUUGAUAUUUAUUGGUUAUCUAGUUUGUGGAGAAUACUCAAACCAAAUAACUCUUUUUUUCCUCAGAAAUGCUGGGAACUUUACAAUCUGAUUAAAAUACAGAUCUAUAUUUCGUUUCGUUUUUUUUUUAUACUUUUGAUGGCCUACACUGUCUACAUGAAGAUCUGACAAGUUGUACUCAAAGGUCGUGUCAGGGGUCAUACGAGGGGCUUUUGACCCUAUGAUGUCAGACAUUGAUUAAUCAAUCAGCGUUGACGUUUCUAGUGGUUUACCCACAGUUCCGUGCAUGCUUGUUAAGAAGUCGCCGUAACAGACCGUUUCAUUGGCUUAUCCCUCACUUCAACCAAAAUGCUGGUAAUAUAACAACUCUUCCCGAUCCUAGUUUAGUAAAGACCAGUAAAACGAAAUUUUGAACUAUAAAAAACAAAACAAAAUAGGAUCUGUGUUUUAAUCAGAUUGGGAACUUUAGUAAAUAACCCUGCCCACCCCUUAUGAAAUUAAGAAAAUGAAAAGAAUUUGGAGCCAGUACACUUAGAUAAAUAAAAAAUUAAGACUUUGAAUGAUGCAAUAGAACUUGAUCAUCUAGUCAAAAAUAUUAUGUCUAUUUUUCUAGUGUGGACCACACAUGGGUAAAUUAGUUUUAGAAGAUAUUUUUAAAUAUGUGCAAUGUCAAACCGCAGACUGGAUGCUUCCUCCCCCUUCAUACAGAGAUAAUGACUAUGUUUUAGUGUCAACCACAUAUGCAUGCCAGAUUAUAAGGGUAGUUUUAGAAGAUAUUUUUAAAGACUAGAUCUUUCCUUCCCCCUACAUACAGAGAUUGGUAAUUUAGUUGUUUCACAUGAUAAAAAAUUAUUAUUUUUAAAUUUUUGAAUCGUCAGUUUCAAAGAGACAAAAUGGUUGUCAAAAAGUAUGGAUCAUCCAUAUAUUUAUGUAAAUUAAGUGUCAAGUCUCCAUUAAAGUAUGUCUUAAAAAAAAAUCUAAUCCACAAAGAAGUUGUUGAUUUGUUUAUUAGUAUGAAAGUGUGUUUGUUGAUAAUUUUUAAAGGUAUAUAUUUGAAUUUAUUAUUAUUAUUAUAAAGACCUAGGAUGUAUAUGUAUUUUAGUCAAUUCAUGGGACAUAAGAUGAAUCUUUAUUAUUAUUAUUAUAAUUAUUAUUAUUAUUAUUACCUGCAUAAUGUAUGAUAAAAGUGUAUCUUGUGGUGCGGUAGUAAUUAAGCUGAAUGUGCAAUUUAUCCUUUGUUAACCAGGACGGUUAAUAUUUACAUGAAAUAAUAAAAUAAGCUCAAAAGCUUUGUGGGAUAAGAAACAACUUUUGAGAGUUCCCUCAAAUUUUAGAUUAAUUGUAUUGAAUUGUGACAUGUAUCUGGAUUUUAUAGCUAUAAUGUCUAAAUUUUGAGAGAAUUAUGAAUAAAAACAGUAUAUAUUAAUAUUAUUUAUAUACGGUAUAUCCAAUAAAUGUGCUAUUUGAGCAAUUGUUAAUAUUCUUGUUAAUUAUGUAAUUGUACAAAAGCCUUUAGGUUUUUUUUUACUCUUUAAUUAGAAAUAUUACUGUGCUAUGUAUUAAAUAUAAAGAAGAACCAUUUUUUUGUUUCCAUCUCUAUCAAUCUAAGUGUGUAAAUAUCAAACAUUGUCUUUAUUAAACAUGGAAUCUCUUAUUAGUAUUGUCAAGGAUUUCUGAUCCAUGGUUUUCCACAGGGUUAAAAUAAAGGACAAUAUAACAUUCA
Patella vulgata (common limpet) is the source of this 7750-nucleotide messenger RNA. Its product is annotated as beta-adrenergic receptor kinase 2. The transcript has 19 exons. Bases 221 to 2344 code for a protein of 707 amino acids. Gene Ontology annotation, molecular function: G protein-coupled receptor binding; G protein-coupled receptor kinase activity; ATP binding. Lineage: Eukaryota; Metazoa; Mollusca; Gastropoda; Patellidae. Gene Ontology annotation, biological process: protein phosphorylation; G protein-coupled receptor signaling pathway; regulation of signal transduction. The record is from RefSeq and is a predicted model, not a curated record.